AUGGCGGAGAUCUCUUCGGCCGGAGAACCAGCGGCCCCAGCGCCUGCUCCCUUGGGUGCAGGCGCCGGCGAGGGAGGCGACGGGAACUUCGGCUCCAGCUCCAUCCGCCCCACCAUGCCUGGAACUAAACGCCUCCUUCUCACGCUCUCCGUCCUCGUCUCCUUCCUCCUGGGUAGACUCGUGCAGCCCCCUCCCUUGCUCCUUUUUCCUCUGCCUCCAUCUCUCUCUUUCUCUCUCUCUCUCGAUCUCUGUGCGUCUAAGCUGCUUUGCUUUUCCCGUCCCCAGGACUGCCGCUCCUGCUCAAUUCCACCGCGAUCUACCGGUCGCCCCUUCCCUUCAGUUCGAUUGAUUCUCUCUCGAGCCAAGUGAGGUCCCAGCCGCCCGUUCUCCCUUGCCGUUUCCAGGCCGUCUUCCUCCGCCCUGGCGGUGAUCAUGCCGGAAAGGCAGAUGCCGAGAGACUGCAGAGUUUGAUCUCGGAGGAGCUGCGGAAAACCGCCGGAAGUGUUCAGGGUCCGUCGUGCGGCAGUUGCGUGGGGAAUUACAGCGUUUCGGUUAUCAUUGAUUCCGGCAAGAGUUGCGUCAGGACAGGGGACAGUGGGGACGGGUGCCUCUGGCAGUGCGGCGCGGCUAUCGCUUCUGCUUUGACUGGUGAAGAUGAAAAUGUUGACGAGCUUCUGGAGUCUGUCCUAGGAAGAGGAAGCUUGUGUUCUUCAGCAAUCGGUGGAAGGAUCUAUACCGCUGUUGUGGGGAGCGAUAAUAAUGGCGAUGCCAGAGUUCUGGUGGGAAAGCAUCGGCAUGCUUGGAUCACAGGGAGUAUCUCAGAAAUGAACGCCGUCACCGUGAUAGGGAAUAUCUUCGUGAAGCUUUUCAUGAAUGGUGGGAAGGUGGAGGAAACCGGUCAGGGAAAAGGAGAUUUCAUGCCUGUGGGUUCUGAUGGGAGUCUUGUCCUCUCCUUCAGCCUCUUGAAUGCCAAUCCUAAUGACUGGGUUUAUGACUGGUGAGGGAAAUGAUAUGAUGCCGUCUGAGUUAUCUAAAUCUUAAUGCUUUUACAGUUAAUCUACAUUGCGUAGGUGGACGAUCUUACCCCGAGAAAUGAUUUUACCAAAGCCAUUACUGGCUUAUUAUGAUACUUAUGCCAUUUUUGCGGCAGAAAAUAAUUUUUACCAAAAAUCUCUCCUGAAUAUCUUCAACUCAUAUUCCUUUCUGCAGGGACUUUCAACAAAUAGAUGACGUUUUGCUGGGUCCGGUUGUGGAGGCAUUGUCACCUAUAGCGAGCAUAAGUGUGGAAAGUCAGGUAGAUAUUUUAUUUGCCACAUUAAAUCUGGUUGUUGGAAGUCGACUUAUACACAAGAUUUUUUCUAUUUUCAUGUUAAAAAUGAUAUAACUUUGUUCUGCUUAUGCUUCAUUGUUCCAUGUUUACAGGUUCUGCAUCACACUCCAAAAUCAUCAUUUUCUUCUUGGGACGAGAAGUUGGGGAGCUAUAUAUUUAGCAUAGAAGAUCUUCCAUUCUUUGUAUGUUUUCAAGUUAUUCUUUGGUAUAGACACUGUUCAGCGCUAGUGAAAUAAAAUUAGAUAACAAUGUUCUGAUUGCACUAGUCUGCUUCCAUAGUAUCCAUAUUUGUUUCUAAGAAAAGUUAUGAGCUUAUUGUUAUUUCCAUUUUCAUCUUUGUCAAUAGAAAUGUUUUAAUACGUCUCAUUUUAAAUGACUUAGAUGAUUACAUGAAGGGCAUGCCAUUUUCCAAGACGGAACUUCACAGCCGUGAAAGAUUGGAAUUGAAGUGCCACUAAAAGAUUUCGAAUACUCAUCUUCUAUAAAGUGUUAAGAAGGACAACGGUGCACAUAUUUCUUGUUAAAAUAGUCAUCUCAUGGGAAGUUUAUCCUCCCUGCUCUCUUGCUGAAAGAUGGAUAGAGAGAACACAAAUGUCGUUGCAAUAUCCAACCAACUACUCUCGUGACAGAAUCUGAACUAUCAUUCUUGUUUAUGAAUUUAAAUAUUUGUUGAGAUGACUGAAUCAUCAAUGUAGGGGAGAAGCUGCUGAUAUUUUGUUAUUUAUUUUCUAGGAGUCUUGUGUCAUGUAUAAAUUGCUUCCUCGUAAGUCUUCUGCUUUUAUUUAGACUCCGAAUAUACAGAUCUACUUGAUAGAAGACAAGAUGCAGUAACUUGGAAAGAAAGACGUUAUAUUCAAAUGAAAGUGGCAAAUAGGCUAUGGGGUUAUGGUUUGGCUCAGUAUGAAACCAUCCUUUUCUGACUUACAUUUCCAUUAUGCAGUUUUUUUUUUAUUAUUGGGUAGCUGUGUAUUUUAUAAGUACAUUCAAAGAAAACAGUAAAUCCGUUGCCAUUGCCGAGUUUCAAAAAAUUAUCUAAAUUUCUAUGCUUUGAAAGGUAUGAUAACUUCAGUGACUAAUUUACGGACACUAACAGGUAAAUUCAAAUGAGUGGUAUUUGGAUACAUCUACUGCUGCUGCUGGACGAUCAAAACUUCUGCACUUUGUGGUGUAUAUUCCUCAUCUAAUGCCCAUGCUCUAUUCUUGCUACAUGCCGUUCCUUCAAAUUUAUUUCUACUUUUCUGUAAUAUCCAUCGAAAAUACGCCUACGGAUAGAUGUUUUUGAUGAGAAUGAAAGAAUUGAACUUGUCUGUAGUUUUAGUGAGGUUUUAAUUAGAAUUUCAUGAAAAUAUGUGACUUAGGUUCAUCAUCUAUCUAUGAUUGGUUUAAUGAAAAUCGGCGAGGAACAAAUGAAUAAUCUAGUCAAGUCCCAAAUAGAAGUCUAUUGUUUAUCAUUUGAUGACUAAGUCUGGCAAACUUUAAAUGGCAGAAUUUGAUGAUGCUGAAAAUCUAGCAUUACUUUCUUCUAUUUUGAAAUCCAAAAUUCUUAUUGCAGUGUUGGACUGCUACUAUAUUUGUUGAAAGUAUGCUUCUAAAUAUGUUCACUAUCUUCAGUUUCUAUUCAGACUAUUUUUAGCUCUAAAUACCUCCCUUUUUAAACAUUCUCGAAUUACAUAGUUAUUUUAUGUUUGUAGGUAUGUUCCAUCUGCCAAAGAGUGCCCUCUUCUUCUGCGUCUUCCAAAUGGUGGGAUAUCCAGGACAAAUGGAUUUAUAUCUCCCGUAAGUGUUCAGAUCUUUCUUUCGGUGACUCCUGAUCUUUGCUUCAUUGAAAUAUCAUUGUUUAAAAUAUUAUAUUGUACAGAUGUGGGGAGGAGUUGUUGUUUGGAAUCCACCAUCAUGCUCAAAUGGAUCAGAAAGUACUGUUCAUCCCGAGGGUAAAAUUCCUCCAAAGGUCAGGAAUGUUACCGGUUUUGGUCGUUGAGAUGUUUCUUCCAGUGGCUAUUCUUCUUUUGUAUGUGCAAUCCUCCAUUUUCUGUUCUGUUUUGUGUUUACGCAAAACACAUUACAGAAACGCCAGGGUUCCUCGAGUAAAGUUUGAAAUGCUUGUCUUUUAGAUCUUGUGAACGGCAGUGCAUAAAAAAUAUCCCCCUGGAAAACAUGUCAAAUGUUCUGUGCCAAACUGAAUUGAAAGCGUUCGAAUUAAUUGAUUGUUUGAGCUUUCAACUCUGUUGAAAGCAAUUCCAUAAACCAAAUCUUUCCUCUCAAGUCUGGAUUCACUGCAUACUAUAUGCAAUUAUACUUAUAAAUUCUCAGGAUACUUAAAAAUCGAAAUUAUCGCGUGAUUUAUUGCCCAGCUCUGUUCAUUUGUCAUAUAUCUUUUUUUUCUUGGAGAUCAGGGAAGUCUAUGUAGGGCCGAAGUGUGCAUCCUGGAUGUUUUCUAUGCUCACAAUGGAAAGAUUAUUAAUUUCACUUUUAGAAAGACAUGCCGAGGAAAAUCGUUAUCUUUUAAGUUUACAUUUACCACAUGGUUGCGUUUUCUAUCUUUAUUGCCUUGAGAGCUCUGGCUUUCACUGUUUUAGUUAACUUAGGAGUGGAUAAUUAUCUGAAGUCACCAGAUACAAAUGCCCCAUUAUGGUAAGAACCUAAAUAACCUGAAAUAGGCAGAAGAGACAAUGUAAUUGUUGAAUCAUGUAAGCUAUUGUCAACGUGCGUGGCGUUAUAAUGUGGCAUAUGAUGGGCUUCUUGAGUGUGCCUAUGAAUUUCACCACUGACAAGAUAUAAUAAGUUAUUGAGAGUUAAAUAUUUCACAUCUUGCUUUUGUCGGCAGUCUUUUUAUGCCAUGAUUUAGUAUAAUUCGCUGCAUUUUCGUAAACAGGAUCUUCAGAAGCUCUUCGAAGUGUUUAUGGGGCAACUUCGGCUACUUUUUGGUAUCAGAUCCGAUAGCGUCCAUGUCGAUCUCGGCAUCUCCAGUUAUUUGACUAGCAAAAAAGGGUUCGCUGAAUGGUGUGCUGCUAACUUUUGUUGAUAGUUUGUAUAGACAUCUUACAAUAAUUGCAUAGCUCUCAAAACACUGCUGUUGUCCUGUUCAUAACCAUAGAUUUCUCGCUGUAAAUUAAAAUGUUUCUUGCUUCUUACUUACUGGUUUGACUUCCUUUGUCGCCUGUCUGGUUGGAGGAUGAACCAAUAGAAUGAUCUAUAAAGCUGGAUCUACUUUGCUGGUAGACAGUUGGCAGGAUAAGAAUUUUUAGUCCUAUCAUCUAGAGGGAUUGAAUGUCUUCUGGCUCUACGUGGGAUUUUCAUUACCAUACAAUCACUCCUAUCUUCUGCCUCUACUUCAACCAUUCAUUUAUUUCUAAUUUAGGAGGUGCAUGACCAUUUUAUUUACUCAGGAAUGAACUGUAGCUAACCGUAGUGAUUUAAUAUUAGAUGGGAUAAACGUGGAUAGUUAAUUUGGUGAUUCCUGAAGGAUGAUUGUGCAAACAUAUUUUUCUGGAGAUUGUACAAACAUAUCUGUGUGUGUAUAUAUAUAUAUAUAUAUCUAAGCACAUGCGGGCAUACAAUCUUGAUGGACACCUAUAUGAUUUAGUCUCUAGACACAGAAAGGGCAUACAUUUAUAGAAUACACCAAAUAGAUAUGUCUAAGAUUCCUUCAGACACAAUGUGGAUUAUGCAAAAAAAGUUUGCCAUCAAGAAUUAUACGUGAGGUGUGUAAUCAAACGUAAAAAAGUUAGUUAUUAUUUUGUUUCCAUUUUUUUGUGUUUAUGAGCAAUUAAAUUGAAUAAUUGUUGUGAUUCUAUGAAUUAUGAUAAUUCAAAAGAACAACAAAAUAAAUGUUCAAGUGCAUAAUGUUUAGCAUGAUCCAAAAUCUUUCCAUGGAUAAAAGAUAAAGAUCAAAACAAGAUUUAAGUUAAUAAAUGAUAAACGCCAUCAUUCCUAUGAUAUGGAUACGAAUAUUUUUAUAGAUGUCAAGACAUCAUCAUGGCUAGCACCUCGAAUCCUUCCUACAUCUUUAGCUUACUAAAAAGAGUGCAGGAAGGAUUGGCAAAAGCUAGUUAAGUCCAACUUCUCGAAUCACUUUUGUUCCCUUUGUGGAACACUCAGAUUUGCUUCAUCCAGCUGAAAGCUGAAGGCUUGCUUGGAAGCUGAGCGCUGAUGAUGUGUGUUAUGUAAUUGUUAGAGUGUGGUACAAGUGGAUAGAACUUCCAUGCCCAUUUGUACCUUAUCUUUUUUCCAUUUUCUUCAAUUUUUGAGUCAACUUUUCUAUUUCUGGCGCAUCUUCUUCAUGAGCAUGUGGCCAGAUCAUUGACGAUUCUGGUUGCCUCUUAAUUCUCUAGCUUACAAGGUUCCUGGGUGCUUAUGGUGCUCAUUCCCUGUCACUCAUUGGUUUCUUCUCUUCUGCAGGGAGUUGGACUUUUUGUCCAGGCACCACGCAUGCUCCAAUCUCCUUUCUUGCGCCAAUACUCUCGAAUCUCUCUCUAAAUUGGUAUUCUUCUACGAUUUUGUUCGCUUCGAAUCCCGUUCUUUGUUGAUUGAUCUAUGUUGACUUGCUGUCUCAGGUUCAAUCCCUACCGAGGAUGAUUGUCAUGCAAGAAAUAGGGAAACAGGUUUGCUGCUCUUUCAUCAUCUUUUCCUUAAAAAAAUGCAGGAAAUGAGGAGUCAUGCCGCCGAACUUAGCAUCUACUUGAUGCCAAUCUAAUCCUUCUCUCUCAGAUCAUGUGAAAACGAUUAAAGUCAACCAUACUCGGUUUCCCUUUAGUGUCUGCUCCCUUUUCAAAACUGUUUAGAGCGAUUUUUUUCAUGUGAAAAUGAUUAAAAUUAGCUAAAAAAAUAGUUUUUUUUUCUGAUUUUUGGGGUGUAAAUGCUCUGUGUUUCUCAGGUGAAGCUUUCCCUUGAAGCAGCAGGUUCAGCCCAAGCAAAUGCCUCCGCAGGAGCCUACGAUGCUUCAGCUGGUAGACCACUUGAAAGAGCUCGAUCCAUUGAAAUCCUCAAACCCAAAGAUCCAAAUUUUCACUCUCUUCUAUUUUCGGGUGCCGUCUCAGAGUCAUCCAGGAGGGCGAGAGCAUUGGCAGAAGACGCCUUCUUCCACCCCUCCAUCAUGUCGAUCAGCUACUCCUCUCUGGAGCACUACUUCGCCAUAUACAUGGUCAUUAAAGGCUCUCACCUUCUCUCUCUCUCUCUCUCUCUCUCUCUCUCUCUCUCUCUCUCUCUCGGGAUUUCGUUCAAAUAUACAGUGGUUGCUGACUUUCUGAGCUUCCCUCUCCACUUGACAGCCCUUCUUUGCUCCGGUCUCUCUCCACGUCCUCCUGGCGGCUCUGAAGGAGCUUAGACGGUACAGGGCGGAACGGGCCAAGCAUCUCCUCCACAAGUCCUAA
Molecule: messenger RNA, 6699 nt
Organism: Spirodela intermedia
Lineage: Eukaryota; Viridiplantae; Streptophyta; Magnoliopsida; Alismatales; Araceae
Source: the annotation of a GenBank genome assembly